Aaosphaeria arxii CBS 175.79 is the source of this 2292-nucleotide messenger RNA. RefSeq names its product Sec2p-domain-containing protein. The transcript has 3 exons. Gene Ontology annotation, biological process: exocytosis. NCBI's taxonomy places the organism in Eukaryota, Fungi, Ascomycota, Dothideomycetes, Pleosporales. Gene Ontology annotation, cellular component: cell tip; Golgi to plasma membrane transport vesicle. The record is from RefSeq and is a predicted model, not a curated record. Bases 123 to 2171 code for a protein of 682 amino acids. Gene Ontology annotation, molecular function: guanyl-nucleotide exchange factor activity.
UCGUCGCGCCUGGCCAUUUCCCUUCUUUUUCUUUACAUAUCUUUUCCUAUCCCUUCUUCCUCGCACUCGCCUUCGCUGCUGUUUCUGCAGCAGCAGCGCUUUUGCAGCGAUAAAAGUCAAUCAUGGCCGACUUCAUCCAUGCCGCGCCCUGGCUCCAUCAUCCAGCAAGUUCGAAUGCCGGCACUGUCACUCCAUCCCGCCUUCAGUCCCAUCUUCGAUCUCUCACCCCCACACCCGCAAACAAGCAAGUCACCAAAUCUGUCUCCACACCCCAGCUCGGCAGGCUUGUCGUCACCGACGCGGACCCCCAGACGGAUAGCGAAGGCAUGAACACCAUCCCAGAUCCCAGAGCUCCCUCAAUACCUCGACCACCGCUAUCCAGGAACGAUUCCUCCGAUUCGGCUAUGCAUCCCGAUUUCAGCCAAGAGGUCGCGACUCUCAGUACGAAGCUCAUAAACGCCAUCAAUCACUCAACCGCUCUCGACGACUCCCUUCAACAGACACGGCAGCAAUUGGAUGUAAUUAACAAGAAGCUAGCCCGUGCCGAAGCGCAAAAUAGAGAAUACGAACAGUGGAUAGCUACAGGGCAGCUGGUGGAGAAAGAGGUUUUCGCCAAGUUGGAAAAACAGAUGCUCUCCGAACUGCAAGAGGAGCGGAAGCGUCGGGCAGAGGCCGAGAAAGCCAAGAGAAGGGUAGACUCUGAGGUCGAAACACUGACGUCUGCUCUAUUCGAGGAAGCCAAUGGGAUGGUGUCUUCUGCUCGCAAGGAGACCGAGGCCUGUGAGAAACGUAACGAGCAACUCAGACAACAACUUGUCGACGCCGAGUCCUUGCAACAAUCCCUUCAAGAGCAGAUGCAGGACCUCAAGCUGGUAAUGGAGAGGAUGAGCUUGGACAGGGACGAUAAUGAAAGCAACACCCUCCCAACUACUACCGCUCCAUCUACUCCGGGCAUUACUCCAGCAGACAAGAUGAACAAGCUAUUCGAGGCCGUAAAUCUAACACCGAACACGCCUGGAGCCGAAGAAAUAACGCCAGACCAUCCAUUGCAUUUUUCCCACCUCAUUCACCCCGUCCUACGGUCCGAUCUUCCGUCCUUUUCGGAUUUCCAGGACAUGCUGAAGAUCAGUGCGCGCUCAGCACCCUCUAGUCGAGUGUCCAGCGGCAAUUAUGGCAGUCUCAAUGUCCUCGGUCUCGGUUCUUUUACCAAUAGCUCCACAAGUUCGUUGCCAAUCGCGAGGUCUCCAAACUCAGUUGGUAACAAUUCCCCGCGCGACUCAAUCGCAGGUGCGGGUCUUCCAAACCUUAAGGAUGAGAAAUACUACAAGCGCACGCAGACGGAGGAUAUUGAGCCCACUCUGCGGCUUGAUCUCGCGCCUGGCCUCUCCUGGAUGGCUCGACGCACUGCCCUUAGCAGUAUCACGACCGGUGCAUUCGUUGUGGAGCCAAACUCGCCACCUCCCAAAUUUCGAGGACCAGUGUUUCCAUGUUCUCUUUGUGGGGAAAACAGGAAAGGUGAUGAAUACGCUAGGAAAUUCCGGUUUAGGACUUCUGAUACAGAGGAGACCAAAUAUCCGCUAUGUGAUUGGUGUUUGGGCAGGGUCCGGUCCACUUGCGACUACGUUGGCUUUUUGAGAAUGGUGGCGGCAGGUCAUUGGAGAGCCGAGACUGAAGAGGAGAAAAAGGGGGCGUGGGAGGAGAGCGUACGCCUGCGCGAGCGGAUGUUUUGGAGUCGUCUAGGGGGAGGAGUGGUCCCAGCAUUCCUUCAAACGAAGGAUAGCCUCCAUAGCCCCGUGUUUGCUAAUGGCAGGAUAGAGGCAAUCAGAAAGAGCGAGGAAAGCCAGCGAUCAACCGGGAAACCGUUGGAUUCUGCAGUCGACAUGAGCGAUCCAUUCAGCGCCCAAUCUGAGGACGGACGAAAGAGGGUUUCCAUCGGCAAGACCGUCAUAUCGAUCGAUCCUACCCCUGAGACCCUUACCAAGGAGGAGGAAGAGCACAUCGAGGCACAGGCUGAAGCACAACUCCAUAAUGAAGUACGGAAAUCCUUGGAGAUACACCCGACAAAGCAGUCUCUUCACCAGCGAUCAGCCUCGACCCCAGCACCAAGGGAGCCGUCUUCGAAGAAGAAGGAAGAACGAUUGAGCCUUACUAUUCCAGGUUCUUUUGAUUAGAGUCGUCCUCAGAUUGGAUUCGGAGAUAUUGGUUACAUAUCUCCCCUUGUCAGCCCCGGUUGGCCUUGCCUCAGUCUCGUACCGUUCACCUGGAUUAACAUCAUAUCAUCAUAUACCUUUA